GUGCGAUUUAGGAGUGUCGAGACACGUUGGGGGAAUGGAACUAUUUAGCUCCAGUCGCAUGCGCCACAAUAACCAAAUUGGAAACAAAGUGGCGGUGGAGAGAUCUGGACUUGGGGGAUAUGAACCGGCGUUCUACAAGAUUGGAUCCAUCUCUGUUUGGCUAUUUCCUUGUAGAAAUAUAGAUUCUUCUAAUUGAAUAAAAUCCAAAUUCCGGCAGCUUACGUUCUCCAGAGCUGGUUACAUGGCUAUCUGGUCAACCGUUAUAAUCACUUACGGC
This is a messenger RNA of Babjeviella inositovora NRRL Y-12698, 277 nucleotides long. RefSeq lists its product as uncharacterized. Lineage: Eukaryota; Fungi; Ascomycota; Pichiomycetes; Serinales. The record is from RefSeq and is a predicted model, not a curated record. The transcript has a single exon. The coding region runs from base 35 to 196 and encodes 53 amino acids.